ACUUGGUAUUUUCUUACAGAAAACAUCCAUGUGAAUCAAGAGCAACACUUGGUUCGAGUAUCGGGCUGGCAGAAUCACUGCAUCCAACUUCAGGGCUGCUGUGAGCACAAAUCCUGUCAGUCCAUCAGUCUCCCUGAUAAAACGGAUCUGCUAUCCGGAAGCCUACUUAGCACUGCAGCAACAAGGUGUAUCGCUACAAUAGCAACAGGCAGACUAAAACCUAACAAGGGAUACAACGAAACGGAGCCACUAACUGUCGGAUCGUGUGAUCACGGGCCGCUGGUUUACACUGUUGCACCUGGCCUGGCACCCAAUAAGAUGUCAGUGAAUUUGACGUUUUAUUCCUCGGUGAUUGAGGACGCCGAACCACCGACCUGUCAGAUCCCGUGGAACGGGACGUACGUGUCCCCCCGCCCGAACACCGACCCCAUGCACGACUCCCCCCUCCCAGGCUGCUUCACCAUGGACUCACGGGAAGGCUGGUACCUGACUGCGUACUGGUUCUACCUCCUGGACUGGGGUGGGGCUGGAGACGGGCAUUAGUACAGGGUAAUCUAGGAAGCACUUUAUCUGGCUUAGGAUUAAUUGUUGGUUUAAAUUAGAGAACAGGAAAAUACUGUAGGUAGUACUGUUUUGUUUUAAUACUAUUGAGUGUUGCUUCCGACCACUAUGGUUAUGAAGAAAAGAAAUGGACGGAUAAACGAAUGCACGAACGACCCGUCAAGUAUGAAAUUUA
Branchiostoma floridae (Florida lancelet) is the source of this 736-nucleotide messenger RNA. RefSeq lists its product as uncharacterized. The annotation marks the transcript as partial. The record is from RefSeq and is a predicted model, not a curated record. The transcript has 4 exons. NCBI's taxonomy places the organism in Eukaryota, Metazoa, Chordata, Leptocardii, Amphioxiformes, Branchiostomatidae.